AUGGAUAUAUUACCUACCAAUAAUGAUGAAAAGACGAAAGUUACAAAGAAAAUUAAAUGUUCGUAUAAGCUUAGAAAUCUUCGUCAAUGUCUUAUGUUUAAGCCUCAAAUUUUAAAGCUAAUUUUGAAAAUGCGGCACUGUAUAAGCAAGAAAAAUGUUAUUUUAACACGAUUGAAAAAGCAAUUAAAGUUGUUGACAAACAUUGAAGUGGUUACAUCUUAUGCACAAACAGAUGAUACAAGUUUUGAUUUAGGAAAAAGGCAGAUUUCAGAAGAACUUGGGGAAAAAAAGGCAACAGUAAAUGAUGUAUAUACCCAAACUGAAGAUAUUUUAGUUUAUGAUAAUAUAACAAAGCACGAAUCUUGUCUUAAAGGAAAAGUGGAUGAGCCAGAACCUGCUUGGAAUAUUAACAAAGAAGGAGCUGAUAAAGAAAAAAGCAUUGCAGAACAGGUUGAAGAAGUUGCCCAAUCAGCUUUAAGAGAAACAGGAAUGGUGUAUGUUGAUUCAGCUGGAAUGUAUUACGAUUACAAGACAGGGUACUAUUAUAAUUCCGAAUUGGGUUUAUACUACCAUACGGAUACCGGUUGCUACUAUUAUUAUUCAGAUGAAAAACAAAAUUUUGAAUUCCAUUCAUAUCCUGAUAGGAGUGCUGAAAAUGCAAAUGCAUCUUUAAUAAAGCAUCAAAAAAAGAAAGCCAAAAAACAUAAAAAGGCAAUGAAAACGAAUAUUGAUAACCUGACGAAAACAUUCUCUCAGGGAAAAGAAGAAGAUGAUUCUGAAGAAUCCAGCAAACCAAAGCGAAAAAAGAAUUCACAUGAAAAGAAGAGCAUUGAGGAAGAAAAAUGUAAUACAGCUGUGAAUCAAAAUAUUGAUUUGGAAACAAAGAAGAAUGUGGAGAAUGAUGAGAGCGAAAAGCUUGUAAAACUUGAAACUUCAGUAAAAGUGGUAGAAAAAGAAGAAGUGAAGGUGGAAAAAGAAGAUGAGAUGGAAGAUGGCGAAUGUAGUGAAACUGAUGGUGAAGAAGAAGCCGACAAGGAUAAUGAGGAAGACUCGGACCUAAAUAAUAGCACCUCAACUGACACUGAUGAUGAAUCCGUAACUAAAUAUCAUCCACCAUGCAUACGUUUGAUAGUACGCGAAUCAAACCUACAAAAGCUGAAAGUCGGAAGUCUUUUUCUCAUCACCAAAGAUGGCGGCUCAAUUGGUAGAGAAGGUGACCAACAUGCUAUCGUUAUAAACGAUAGUAAUGUAUCGAGGAACCACUUGGACAUAAGAUACAAUUUGGAGCGAAACGUUUACCUGGCAACGGAUCUUGGGUCUAAAAACGGAACAAUUCUGAACGGGAUUCGGAUGUCGGAAAGUCAAGAUAUAAGCGAGCCUAUGGAGGUGGUUCAUGGGAGUGUGAUACAGUUGGGCGAGACGAAACUCUUGUGUCAUAUACACCCUGGCAAUGACACGUGUGGACAUUGCGAACCUGGACUGAUAAUAGAAUCGGAAGAAAAGGAGCGAAAAGUCGCUUACACACGAACUUGUAGCAUCCAAAAGCAACACCAGUUAGAGUUGGCACGUCUAAAGAACAAAUAUGCGAAGCAACCUUUAGCAAUAGAAGCACAGCCCUACAACGACAGGGCUCAGGCACGAAGAGAAGCUGUUGGUUCGUCGCAUCACGCUGAAAAAACGCAGAGUACUGAUUUAGACACAUUUAUAGAACCAGAAAAUAAAGGAUUCAAAUUGUUGGAGAAGAUGGGCUGGACAAAAGGCGAGGGCCUCGGCAAGGACAACCAAGGUGACAAGGAACCUAUUCCGCUAGUGAGCAACGAGGGUAAGGCCGGACUGGGUACUUCGAGCUCUGCGCCCGCAUAUUAUGCACCAACUUCCAAUCUAGGCCCUGCCACUUUGCGGUUGGCGGCACGCACAAAGAUGCUCCAGCCUCCUGCCAAAGUUUUUCAAGAACAAUUAGGUUAUGAUUCGGAAUAA
Messenger RNA from Parnassius mnemosyne (clouded apollo), 1977 nucleotides. The record is from the annotation of a GenBank genome assembly. Lineage: Eukaryota; Metazoa; Arthropoda; Insecta; Lepidoptera; Papilionidae.